Molecule: messenger RNA, 3260 nt
Organism: Pezoporus occidentalis (night parrot)
Lineage: Eukaryota; Metazoa; Chordata; Aves; Psittaciformes; Psittacidae
Gene: FSD2
Product: fibronectin type III and SPRY domain containing 2
Exons: 13
Coding region: 283-2634 (783 amino acids)
Molecular function (GO): protein binding
Source: RefSeq, a predicted model, not a curated record
AACAUUCUUCACUGUAAUUGUAUCUGUGCUGUAAACUGAGCAAUCAUCUGAAAAUCUUAUUUAGGCAGCAGGGUUCCAGAUGAGCUUAAUUAUGCUAAUUUUAAUUUAUGUAAUUUAAUUUCAUUUUAGUGGGAAAAUACUUGUUAAUUCACUUCUCUAGUUAGUAGUAGCUUCUAAAGCAAGCCUUAUUGUUAUAAUUAUGGAGAAAAAAAUUUUCACGGCGGCCAGAGAACAUUUCCUGGAUUGAGACUUGUCACCUCACAAGCCUCACUGAGGAUACCAAUGUCAUCCAGAUCUGACAGCAGAAGAGAGUAUGAAACUAGUGACCAGUUGACUGGUUGUUCAGCAGUCCCAGAGUCUAGUGAGAUUGAGCCUGGAGGCUUGAUAUUUUAUCACAUGGAUCUGUAUGGCUCAAAGGAGAGGUUUGAUAUCUUUCCUGAAGAGCUAUCUGCUCAAGGAGAAAGAUCUCUGGGGGAUACGAGAAGGGAAUCUGCACUGAGUAGUGAAAAAUUUCAGCAGUCGCAAGAAGCUGGAUAUGACUUGGAAAAGGAGGUUGCAGAAUUGGCUAAAAUGUAUGGACUUGAUGAGGAUAGAGAAAAAGAGCUUGAGCUUCUUGGAGGACGUCUGGAGAUGGCGGAGAGCAGAUGGCCAUCUGCUCACACAGAAAAAGCAAGAUCACAAGGCUCUGUGUAUAAUGCAUCAAAAAGCAGCUCUUCAGUGAAAGAUCAAAGUCAAAGCACAAAGCAACGGGGACUUCCUGGCAAGGCUUCUCAAGAUGAAGAUGAGAGCAAAGCCAGAGCAGAAGAUGAGGCCGAGAGCCCCAUACGGUCCGGAGAGGGGCUUAGCACCAGUGGCAUUUCAGAUGAGUGGAACAGUCAGGCUGUCAGUGAGGAGGAGGAAUCAGGGGAUGUUUUUUGUUCUACCUGCAAGAUACCAAUCCGAGCUUUUGACAAACUGUUUGGUGAGCACAAGGAUCACGAGGUGACUAAGCUCCCCAAUGCCAUGGAAAGCGAAAAGGAGGAGAUUCAUAAAAACAUGUGCAAGUUGGAAGAGCAGAUUGCUCAGACGGAAAACUUUGCCAGUCACUUGGAGGAAAUCUUCAUCACUGUAGAGGAAAACUUUGGGAGGCAGGAGGAGAACUUUGAGGUGCAUUACAAUGAUGCAGUGCAAGUGCUUGCUCAGAAGUAUGAAGAACAGUUGGAAGCACUGGGGGAAGAAAAGAGGCAGAAGCUGGAAGCAUUAUAUGGGCAGCUGGUCAGUUGUGGGGAACAUCUUGACACCUGCAAGGAGCUGACAGACAUAACCCAGGAGCUUUACUUGGAAAACGACAAAGCCAAUUUUAUGAAGGCAGCAAUAACCAUGGUUGACAGGCUGGAAGAAUUCUUAAAAAAAGAAGUGGAUUUAGAGCUUUCAACAGUGCCAGACUUUGAAGAGCGGGUCAUGGAUUUCUCUGAAGUUGAGCAACUAAUGAACUCCAUUAAUAUUAUUCCAGCUCCUUGUGCCCCUGUGAUCAAUCCCCAGGCUCCCAAUGCAGCAACUGGCACCUCACUAAGAGUUUGCUGGAGCCUCUUCUCAGAUGACACUGUCGAGAGCUACCAACUGAGCUAUAAAACAGUGAACAAUGAGAGGCGCAGUGACGAACAACCAGAGCAUACACUGAAAGUCAAAGAAACAUACUGCACCAUUACUAACCUGCUGCCAAAUACACAGUAUGAAUUUUGGGUCAGUGCUUUAAAUGCCUCUGGUAUCAGUCCACCAAGUGAGAGAACAGUUUAUGUAACAGCUCCUUCACCACCUACCAUAAAGAGUAAAAAGAUUCGAAGUUGUGAAAACGCAGCACUGGUAUGCUGGGAAUCUGGAGACAUUAACCCUGUUGAUUCCUACACAGUUGAAUUGUCCAAGCUGGCAGAUGAGGAAAACGGUGAUACUAUUACUGAAUCAGUUGUGGGGAUUCCUAACUGCGAAGUCCUAAUUCACCUCCAGCCAACACAAAGCUAUCACAUCUGUGUUAGAGCCCUAAACCUGGGUGGUUCCAGUGAAAGAAGUGACCCUGUCCUGAUACAUACCACAGGCACCUACUUCUGCCUUAAUGAGGACACAGCCCAUCCUUUGCUGGCGAUUCUAGAUGAUGGAUUUACAAUUGCAUGCGAUGAACUGGAAAACCCAGAGUGUGAUCUGCCCGUCUAUGAUAACAGCUUUACAAGGUGCAUUGGGAUCCUGGGCAGUCUGAUUCCAUUUCCAGGAAAGCAUUACUGGGAGGUAGAAGCUGAGGAAGAUACAGAGUACAGAAUUGGUGUGGCUUUUGAAAACACUCCAAGACAUGGUUAUCUGGGGGCAAACAACUCGUCCUGGUGCAUGAGGCAUAUCAUCACACCAUCAAGGCAUAAAUAUGAAUUCCUACACAGUGGGAUGACACCAGACAUCAGAAUUACUCUCCCCCCUAGAAGGAUUGGCAUCUUGCUGGACUAUGAGAACUGCAGACUGUCAUUUUUCAAUGCAGCUAUUACCCAGCACCUGUACACAUUCAACUCGCACUUCCAGCAUUACGUUCACCCCUGCUUUGCUUUGGAAACACCCGGUAUCUUACGGAUACGUACUGGAAUUGCAGUACCCCCAUGGACUGCCCUCCCAUAACCUCCGUUCUACAGCUACCAUACCUACAUUUAACCUGCAGUGAGCAAUGUCCUCUUCAAGCAUUAACUGCUCCAUCACACUCCCUGUAAACCAGCUAUCUCCCAAGAAAGAGCAAAGCUACCCUAACCCACACCAGCUGCCAGGUCUAAGCCCUUACAAUUUCUGUCCUCUUGGGCAGGAUCUUAGUCGAAAACCGUUAUGGUCACAAUUCCAUCAGCAUCCCAAAAUACUCCAGUUGGAAAUGGGUACCAUCCUCAGAGGUGACACUGUCCCCAUGCAGCAAUGGCAGCUGGAUCAGUGGUUCCUCCAGCGCCCAUUUGAUGCCCAGCAAACCCCCCUGCUCCAGAGCAUUCAUUAAUUCCACUCCUGUGUUUGCUGAAGAGCUAAAAAUUCAAAGAAAACCAAAAAUAGCAAAAGGCAUAAUCACAGUACAGCUGCUAGACCGAGCUGAAAAUACUCCAACCACGAAGCUGAUUCACAAUCAAGUAGUCUUGUUGCUACAUGAAGUCUGUGACACAAGAUAACCAAAUACGCCUCCCCUAUGUGUGAACUGUUAGUGCCUACCAUGCACAGGGAGGCUUUUUGACAAGCACUGGUCUCAAGUAAUAAAAGACAUUUUUACAGAA